This is a messenger RNA of Acyrthosiphon pisum (pea aphid), 1764 nucleotides long. RefSeq lists its product as uncharacterized. Bases 164 to 1411 code for a protein of 415 amino acids. The transcript is spliced from 5 exons. The record is from RefSeq and is a predicted model, not a curated record. Lineage: Eukaryota; Metazoa; Arthropoda; Insecta; Hemiptera; Aphididae.
GUUAUUGAUCAGUUGAUAUAAAACUACCGUCCUGUUGUGAACUAUUUGAUAAAACCAACAAAACAACCGUAUAAUUGUCUUGAAGUAUUUGUUUUCAGGUAGGCAAUCUACCUACGGAAGAUCGCGGACCCCGCGUGGUGUUUACUAAAAUUAGUUUGUGAUAAUGCAUCUUUUUCUUGCUUUGGGCCUGUUCAUUGUUUGCGGAAUGGUUGAUGCAACUUUCUACAAUCCAAGAAGUCAAACAUUUAAUCAGUUGAUGGAAAGGCGGCAAAGAUCUAUUCCGAUCCCAUAUUCCUAUGGAUAUCAUUACAAUCCAAUAGAGCCAUCAAUCAACGUUUUAGAUAGUUUAAGUGAGGGAUUGGAUUCCAGAAUCAACACGUUCAAACCGAUAUAUCAGAAUGUAAAGAUGUCUACCCAAGACGUGAAUUCGGUUCCAAGAACUCAAUAUCAGCCAAAGAAUUCUCUCUACGAUUCAGAAUAUAUUUCAGCGAAGGACAUCCCUAGUUUAUUUCCGGAAGAAGAUAGCUAUGACUACAAAUACCUAGGUUCACCGUUAAACAAAUAUCUAACACGGCCAUCAACACAAGAAAGUGGCAUUGCCAUAAACCUAGUAGCUAUCAAAGAGACAUCUGUCUUCGACUACGGAUUCCCUACUUACAAAUCUCCGUACUCAUCGGAUUCUGUGUGGAACUUUGGUUCGAAAAUUCCAAAUACUGUCUUCGAAGAUCCUCAAUCAGUAGAAUCGGAUCCAAAUACUUUUAAAGUAUCAUCCCCCACUAUAAAAAUAGUAAAACUAUUGCCUGAAACGCCAGAACAAGAAUCAAUCAUUACGACAACAAAAAAUUAUGAAUUGAAUUAUAAAACUACACAAGAAACUCCGACUGAAGCUGAAUUGUAUCCUAUAACUUCAGAAGAAUUCCAGACCGAAGACGAAUGGCACCCCAUGGUGCCUAAAGAAAACACGACUAAAGAUGAAUCGAGUUUUAUAACAACAGAAGAACCCCUGACUGAAGAUAAAUCAAAUUCUAUAACAAUAGAAAAAACCCAGACUGAAGACGAAUCGAACUCUAUAGAAUUUAAUUCUAUCAGAACAGAAGAAAAAUCGAAUUCUAUUACAACAGAAGAAAACCAGAAGGAAGACGACGAAUCAAUGUCUACGACUUCGCAAGAAACAACAACAGCUUUUAAUCUAAAUGAUACGUUUGAUACAAAUAGGUAUUCGUCUUCUCAUGAAUCUCUUAUGUUAAGAAUAAGGGAACUAAUGAAGAACAUUGCAGAUCAACAAAAUAAAUCUCAGUUUAGAACCGUAGACAAUAUCCCUGCAAAAUCCCAAUCAAAUUUAUCAAGUGACGAAAGUACAAACCAACAAUUUGAGCCACAGUUGGUCAAUGGAGCUGAUACGUACAAAUAAUACUAAAAAUAAUAUCCAAAAUUAAAAAUAAUAUUUUAUUUUAUCACAUUCUAUAAUAUUAUCAUUAUUUUAAGUAUCUGCAUUUGUUUGAGAUAAAACAUAUUUCAUCAUGAAAAAAACUAUUAUCCUAUUUUUAUACCCAACAAAACUGUUAUAAUAUAUUUAGGUAUAAAGUAACUUAUUAUCGAAUAGUAUACUAUGCAUGUUUUCAUUGUUAACCUUAUUGGAAUAAAUAAACAACUCAUACACGCAUGUCACAUACGUUGAUAUUUUAAAAGAAUAAAUGUAUUAACUACUGAGUACUAUUGUAUAAUUUAAAAUGAUUAUUUCAAUAUAGUGGUAUUACUAACUAA